AUGGCCAACAACGCUGGGCCUCUGAUUGUGGGGCCACUCGACACGUCCAUGGCCGCCACCCCACUGCCGGACUCCAGAGCAGUCGAUAGAGACGACGCCGAUACGUGCCGGAUAUGUCGGGGAGAGGGCACCACCGAAGAGCCCCUGUUCUUCCCGUGCAAGUGCAGCGGCAGUAUAAAAUACGUUCACCAGGAAUGUUUGAUGGAGUGGCUGUCGCAUACUCAGAAGAAGCACUGCGAACUGUGCAAGACAUCGUUCCGCUUCACCAAGCUCUAUCACCCCGGCAUGCCCAACCGCAUUCCCACAGCCAUAUUCCUGCGCCGUGCUGCCCUCCAUGUCUUCAACAUGUUUGUGACAUGGUGUCGGGGUGUCCUGGUGGGCGCUGUGUGGCUCUUCCUUCUGCCAUGGUGCAUGCGCGUUGUAUGGCGCAGCUUGUUCUGGGUCGGCGACGGUGGCUGGUCACAGGAUAUCUUUACUGAUGUGACAGAGUCGCCCGAAAUGCGAACCGUGUCCCCAUCCGAACUCAGUACCAUUCGCAACGCGACCACAUACCCAUCAACUCCGACGAGCGCAAUCUCCACAACAUACAUCCCAAAUAAUACAACCGCCGAUGGGUCCAUCAUCUGGGCUUUUACCAAACAAUACUUGUACAAUGUCGCAUACCCUUUCCUCCAGCUCGCGCAAAUCGACAGGCCCAGCUACGUGUACAUCAACUCCACCUCGACUAACUCGACUUCGCAACCUCUUGGCAUUCGCAGCCCGUCCCUACUUUCUGACGUCCCCUUUUUCAACUGGUUCCACUCCCCCGCUGCCAAUCGCUUCAUUGUCGACGUGAUAGAAGGGCAAAUCAUUACACUGCUCGUGGUAGUCGCGUUCAUCCUGGUAUUUCUCAUUCGAGAAUGGGUAGUCCAGCAACAACCCGUAAUCAACAUGGUUGCUCUUGGCGAUAAUGUUGCUGCGCAGCGGGCAGCAGCUCUAGAAGAGGAGGUUCAGGUGGAAAACAUUGCAGUCGACGAGGACGAGCUCGACGACGCUCUAGACGUUCUGGACGCUGAGGUCGCCCAGGCGGCGCACGAAAACGAGCCCGAGGAUGCUCACGAGGAUGAGUUGCCUAUACCCGAGGAAGCCUACGAAUUGGACGCGCCCGAACCCACGAUACGCCGCGUUCGCCGAUCUUCCUCGCUUCGGCGAGAACGCGACGAGAUAGUUCGAAGAAUAGUACAUGAGGGUCUGACUGAUGAUGUCAGAUCAUUGAUACAACCGGGGCCCGCCGAUGACAAUGCCAACGCUUUGCCUCAAGUUAACGGCCCUUCCCCCACUUUCGCAGACUCCCUUCUGCUGGCAAUGAGGGCUGGAGACCCCUCGCCCGAAGAAGACGACAGGGGUGAAGGUAGUAGCUCACUUUUCCCCACCCGUACGUCUUCCCUUCCACGACCAUCAAGCUCCGCACCGGAUGCGCAUGAUUCAGAUUCGUCGGCCUCCUCCCAUAGGCCAAACAUGCCCGCACGCGAUCGAUCCUUCAUUGCCACCGAGAUACGUCGCAGCUUGGAAGAAGGUAAUACAUGGUCGUUUGAAAAUGUACCCCAACCACCAGAGGCGAAUGAAGCAAGGUCCGAUAACGUGCCCAACUCCUGGGAAGACGAUACCGAAGACCGGCAACCUAGGCAAGAGCACGACGUUUUGUCCGAUCAGGAACGGGACAGUGAGCACAGUAGUGGAAGCUGGCAGCAGAUUUCCGAGGUUGUAGACGAUGACUCCGACCAAGCGCUGGAAGGAGAACAUACACACGACAAAGGAAAAGCCAAGGUUGUUGACGCGAAUGAAGAUUCUGAGCAUGAAACUGCAUCAUCGGCGGAUAGCAGUUCUGCCAUUGUGGAUAAUAUCAUCACAGUCGAUACUACCAUUGAAGUGGACAGCACCGAUAGCCGACCUCGACAAGAUGAAGGCCCUCACGAUGAGCAGGCCGAUCCUGCAGAAGGUCAGGGAAACGUAAAUGAGCCUCCUGCAACUGCAGACCAAGCCCAGCCAGCAGAGCCUCAAGCCCAAGGAAAUCCAAUGAACGUGGUAUUAGAUUGGAUGUUUGGAGAUGUGGCACCAGCGACACAGACAGCCGACGAAGGUGCUAAUGAUGAGCACAUCGUUCGCGACCUAGCCGACGAGGCGCCUUUUGUUCCAUUUUUGGGAAAUGAGAUCCGAGAUCACGGCAAUGCUCCCGCACAGGAUCCUGAAGUAGCCGCUGCUGCAGCACAGGCUGGUAUCGAUGUUAAUGACCAGGACGCCAUUGAAGAUGCAGAAGAUCUCGAGGGAAUACUGGAGCUCAUCGGCAUGCAAGGCCCAAUCGUCGGUCUCUUCCAGAACGCUCUAUUCAGUGCGGUGCUGAUAUCUGCUACGCUGGCUUGCGCAGUGUGGAUUCCCUAUCUUUGGGGGAAAGUAGUCAUUCUCUUUAUGGGAAGUCCCAUUUCCCUAUUGAUCAAGCUGCCCCUGCAAGUGGUCGCCACCGUAACCGACUUUAUCGUAGACGCUACUCUCUUUGUGAUAGCUGGCGCGACAUACUGGAGUUCCUACGCCAUCUCGACGUUGGUCAGACUAUGCUCCUGGGGCAAGCUUUCAGAAACCAUAGAUGGUCCACUCCGCGCUGUGUCCGCGCCAGCUUUCUCCCUUGCGGAGAGUGCCAUGAUUCGUAUCGGGAAAAUGAUCAUGGAGUCGCCUUUGUCGCCUCGGCCUGACUACUUUGGGCUCUCAGUAAACGCGCACGCCUCACUGCGAAGUCUGCAAAAUGCAACGUCGUUUGCCUUGAAUGAGACAGGUAACUUUGCGAAUGCCGUCAUCGAAGAAAUAUCGGCAGACUCACCACCCAGGCUCGUGUUGAGGAUUCUCAGCCACCUGCCGUCUCUAAUCCAAAACACGUAUACUCUUGUGCACGGUCGGUGCUGCGCCUUGCUUUCCUGGCUUUGGACCUCGAAAUCCUACAAGAUUACCUUUGAUCUAGAUCUAGGCCGCAACACUACUGCUGCAUACACUGCUAUGGAACGCUGGACUGCGAGCGAUCGCUUGAUUGCAAUUCUCGCUGGCUACGGGUUCUUCGCCUUAGCUGGUGCCGUGUAUCUUAGGCGCGGAGCUCCUUUCAGCUCGUCACAACAGGGUCAAAAGAUCGAACGCAUCAUCUCCGAAAUCCUACAGCAAGCUGGCGGUGUAUUGAAGGUCAUCUUGAUCAUCAGCAUCGAGAUGCUGGCGUUUCCACUGUACUGUGGUCUACUUCUCGACCUUGCUAUGCUGCCACUUUUCAAGAACGCCACAUUAUACACAAGGUGGCAAUUUGCUGUACAAAGUCCCUGGACCUCUGGUUUUGUACAUUGGUUCGUUGGCACUUGCUACAUGUUCCACUUCGCACUAUUUGUGUCCAUGUGUCGCAAGAUUAUGCGCAAGGGCGUUCUCUACUUCAUUCGCGACCCAGACGACCCAACCUUCCAUCCAGUAAGAGAUGUUCUGGAACGUAGCGUGACUACACAACUUCGCAAGAUAGCCUUUAGCGCGCUUGUAUACGGUGCACUUGUCAUCGUGUGCCUUGGCGGAGUAGUAUGGAGCCUGAGCCGGGCGACUUCAAAUGUGCUACCGAUCCACUGGACGACCGAAGCGCCAUCACUUGAGUUUCCACUCGACCUAUUGUUCUAUAACUUCCUCACCCCGGUAAUUAUCAAGUUCUAUAAGCCCAGCGAGGGUCUACACGCCGUCUACAAGUGGUGUUUUCAAAAAUGCGCAGGCUUUCUUCGUUUGUCGAACUUUCUCUUUGGCGACAAGGUCCCAGAACAAGAAGGCAGCGAUGGCAGAUAUGUUCGGGCCCCGGCAUCAGACCAAGCCCGCAUUCCAAAGGGUCAGCCUGUCUUUGUCGAGGUUGACAAGGACAAUGUGCGAAAAGACGGACAGACAGAAGGUGGGGUGCACAACUCGGACCUCGUCUCCAUGGUCUUCAUACCGCCAUGGUUCCGUGUCCGCAUCUUCUGCUUUGUCGUAACAAUAUGGAUCUUCAUGGGUCUAUCCGGCGUCAGCGUAACAAUUCUCCCCCUGCUCUUCGGUCGCUACCUCUUCUCGCUCUUCCUCCCCCCAACCGUCGAGAUGAACGAUAUCCACGCCUUUUCCCUCGGCAUCUAUACCCUCGCCAGCAUUGGCUACUCCACCUACCACGCCACCAAGUUCAUCUCCUCGCUCAACAGACCUGUCCCUGACCCCAUGUCUACGCUCCAAACCAUUGCCGCAACAACUUCUCGCAUCGGCGGCCGCUUCAUUCGCUUCUCUUUCGUUUGGGCCAGCCUCGUCUUCGCCGUCCCCUUCCUCUUCGCCGUUCUCCUCGAACUCUACUUCCUCAUGCCCCUCCAUGCCUACCUCGGUCCAAAGGAACCCCACGUCGUCCACCUCAUCCAAGACUGGACCCUCGGCUUCCUUUACUCCCGCCUCGCCGCCAGAGUCGUCUUUGCAAAUCGUAACUCGCGUCCUGCUCGCGCCUUCCGCGCCGUCGUCCGCGACGGCUAUCUCUACCCCAAUGCGCGCAUCGCGACACGCUGUUUCCUCCUACCCGUCCUGGCUCUCUUUUUGGUAGCCAUUGCUAUUCCGAGCAGUCUGGCGUUUGUCAUGAGUCGCACGCUUUAUCUUGGUGCAACCAAGGCGACGAAGAAUAUGGUUUGGCGCUUUAGCUUCCCGGCUGUGGGGUGCAGUUUAGUGCUCAUGUGGGCUUCGUCUGCUUUGGUAAGGUUGUUGGUGCGUUGGAGACUGGUUGUGCGCGAUGAGGUUUAUCUUAUCGGGGAGAGAUUGCAUAAUUUUGGGGAGAAGAGGAUGGCUGCUAGGGAGGAGGUGGCGGCGGGUGGUGAGGGUAAGGGGUCGUUGUGA
Pyrenophora tritici-repentis Pt-1C-BFP is the source of this 4881-nucleotide messenger RNA. NCBI's taxonomy places the organism in Eukaryota, Fungi, Ascomycota, Dothideomycetes, Pleosporales, Pleosporaceae. The record is from RefSeq and is a predicted model, not a curated record.